Lates calcarifer (barramundi perch) is the source of this 1010-nucleotide messenger RNA. It is a transcript of the gene fabp3, whose product is annotated as fatty acid binding protein 3, muscle and heart. The record is from RefSeq and is a predicted model, not a curated record. Gene Ontology annotation, biological process: fatty acid transport. Gene Ontology annotation, molecular function: fatty acid binding. The transcript is spliced from 4 exons. Lineage: Eukaryota; Metazoa; Chordata; Actinopteri; Centropomidae. The coding region runs from base 181 to 582 and encodes 133 amino acids. Gene Ontology annotation, cellular component: cytosol; nucleus.
CAGCGCAGUCUGAGGUGCUGACUUCACUCUCUCUGCCUCUCUCCCUCUUCUCUCAUUCUGUCGCUCCUUCACUUUGCCGCCUCGCACACACACACACUCUCUCUCUCUCACUCCCCCUUCUCUCUCAACACACCCUCACACAAGUCUCUCGCGCCCUCAUUUCUCCACACCGCUGAAGACAUGGCCGAAGCUUUCGUUGGCACAUGGAACCUCAAGGAAAGCGAGAACUUUGAUGACUACAUGAAGGAGCUGGGUGUGGGCUUUGCUACACGUAAGGUGGGCAACCUGACCAAGCCCACCACUGUUAUCUCACUGGAUGGCGACAAAGUGACAGUGAAGACCCAUAGCACCAUUAAGAACACAGAACUCAGCUUCAAGCUGGGAGAGGAGUUUGACGAGACCACCGCAGAUGACAGGAAGGUUAAGUCCAUCGUAAACAUAGAGGAUGGGAAGAUGGUGCAUGUACAGAAGUGGGGCGACAAAGAGACCAGUCUGGUCAGGGAGGUCAACGGAAACACCCUUGUACUAACACUCACAAUAGGACAAGUUGUUUGCAAACGUCGCUAUGAGAAGGCAGAGUAAAACCAAACGCUGAGUCCCCCCCCCCCAAACAUCAUCUAAAGACGUGCUCAACAAACUAACCUCAACCCGGGCACCAAGCAGACCUCUUGCAUGGUUGCUGCAGAUUCCCCUCAAUGUCCCGUCAUACUUUAUGCUCAGUAUUCACAUUAAUACCAACUGUGACCUCAAUUCCUCCCCCUUUUUCUCUUUAUACUAUGGUUCCUCCUACUGUAAGAAACACUGAAUAAAUUCCCGUGAUUUGUUGUUGUUUUUUUCUCUAAAAUUCCAGGUCUGCAGGUUUGUUUGUUUGUUUGUUUGUUUUUUUAGGAAAAGUGUUAUGCAUGGUGCCUGUGAUAAACCUGGAAAAAUGUUUGAAAAAUGUCAACGUUUUAACUAUUGAGACCUGAAAAAUAAAAGUAUCCAUACUGGUGGAUGAACUGGUAAAACAA